Messenger RNA from Pichia kudriavzevii, 4311 nucleotides. RefSeq lists its product as uncharacterized. Bases 1 to 4311 code for a protein of 1436 amino acids. NCBI's taxonomy places the organism in Eukaryota, Fungi, Ascomycota, Pichiomycetes, Pichiales, Pichiaceae. Gene Ontology annotation, molecular function: protein binding. The record is from RefSeq and is a predicted model, not a curated record. The transcript has a single exon.
AUGGUAAAAAUAUUAUUAAAUUUGAAAAUACAAGAACUACCAAAACUGCUAAACCAUAAGGAUAAGAAUGGUAUGACUCCAUUUGAUUUGCUGAGAUCCAACUUAUUUUCUUGUGCAACUUCCAAUAAUUCCGUCUAUUCGAUCCGCCAAGAUGGCUCCUUCAAGGCAAAGUACAUUGAAGACAAUCAACCAACAGCCAUUAAACACUCAUCAUCAAUUAUUAUAUCCACGAACAGUGGCGAAUUCUUGAAUUUCGAUCUUGACGAUGAACUUCUGUUCCCACCACCUUUGACGAAUACACUACUUAGCUUUAAAAUUAUGAAAUUAGUCACAUCUCUGAGCCACUCUGCUCUCAUUACUGGAGAUGGUCGUCUGUAUAUGACAUCUUUUUCGGCAAAUCUUUUGAACUCUUCCUUCUGCAGAAUUAAGUUUUUUGAUGAUCUUUGGGCCUCUGGAGAAAUAGUUACAGAUAUUUCACUGACAUCAAGCCAUGCCAUUGUCCUUACAAAUUUGAAUAAGCUUUACACAUUUGGUACUAACAUUAAAAGGCUAAACUUGUAUCCUUCAUCUGAUACAGCUUAUCCAAAUACCUCGGUAACUCUACAUCCGUCUAAUUCUUCGUCUUCAGUGAUAUCAAAUUCAUCUUCAAGAGCUUCAACUUCUAAUUUAAUUUUGAAUAAUGGUUCGAAUGAAUACACUAAAGACUAUAGCUCUUUAAUUCCUUUGCAAGUUUUGACUAAAAGUGCUAGCUUAUCUAAAAGCUCCACCCCUAAUUCAACAGGCGCAUCAUCAAGCGUAGGGAAUAACUUUAGUUUAUUGACCUCGUUAAGGGCUCUAGAGCCACCAAACACAGAUGAUUCAUCAUCAAGGUUAAGCGGUGUUACAUCCUCAAAUAAUCACACGAUUGUAUAUUCCAAGGAUUCAUUGCACAUAUACGGACUAAAUCUGGGACAGUUCGGACCAGUAACCAAUUCGAAAAGUUUUACGAGGGAAAACUCGGGAAACUCUCAAGUGGCUCAGAUGGCAUCAUCUGCUCAUGUUGUUUGGAGAUAUGGAAAUGACCCAAUAUUUAAAGUGUUAGCCUUUGACCUUGCAACUUUGGUUGUUACCAAAUCCAGUGCAAUACAUAUCUAUUGUUCUGGUCUACACGUCCAAAUGUCUUUACCAUCCAAUCAAGACAUUGAUAAAACCUGGAAUAGUUUCAAACCUCGAGUGUUGAGUACUCCAAAACAAAUCAAGAAAAUGGUCUCUCCGAUCACCGGUGAGAAGUCAGAUACCAUUAAUCCAAACCUUUCAGGAAGCUUAAAUUCAACUUAUUCGGUUUUACUCUUGCUAGAUAAUGGUGAAGUUACAAUGUUGACAUUUCCAAAAUAUGCGGAGUCUAAGGAUUCAUUUAAAGAAGCCGUGAAGUUUUCCACAAUUUGGAGACCUGCACGUCUAGAGUUGAAGGCUUCCGAUAUAUCUAUAGGGGAAUUCAAACCAAAUUGUAAUGGCGCUGUUUUAUGCACGAUUAAUGGUGAAGUUUUCAAAAAGGGUAAGACAAAAUGGUCAAGAAUAAAUGGUCUAACAAACAUUUCCUUGGUCUCCAUAGGGUUUGGAUUUUUACCUAGAGGUACAUUUACGAAUGACCUAUCACCGAAAAUAAUGAUGUUAAGAGAAGAGAAUGCCCAGUUGAAGCAUUCUGUUACAAUACCGAAAACUAAAAAUGAGUUUGCAAUUUUCUCUCCCCUUUCUAAAUUUUGGAGAAAUAGUGAUUAUAUAGAUACUCAAUACGAGGACAUUGAUUUUUGGGGGAAUGAAAUGAUAAAAUCGAAAAAAGCAGUUGACGGUUUUGACGACGAGCUUACCGAAGAUGAUGAGUAUAACCGAGAAAAUGGUUUGCUAUUUUCAAAACAUUUGAAUUCGAAAUUCACUAAUCGAUUCUCAGACUUUUAUCAGAUUAUGCAGUCAGAAGAAAUUUUCUGUAUUAAUAUGAUUCUAGAUGAAAAGGACGAGCCGUCUGGUUUAAAAAACGAAAAGUUUUUUGAUUAUCCAAUACAUGUCAAGAAUACUAAAUCAGGAUUUGAAACUACUUUUACGGUGCAUAAGCGGUUUUUCUUCAAUAGACUUGGCAUCCAAUCAGAACAGUUUUCUCUUGACCGUAAGAAUCUAACUUUUCAAUUUGGGGAGAACGAAGGUUCAAUUGUUGGUGAUUUAGAUAUUCGAAGUGUUGCUAUUUUUAUUCACAUUCUAUAUAGCGACCAAGAGACGCAUACAUUAACACCAAUGAUAAAUUUUGAUCAAAGUAUAUGUAGUGGGAUUGAAAGGUUGUCAUACACAUUCUCUAAGGUUCCGUUUGAUGAGGCAAUGAGCAGAACUUUUGGUGAUGAAACAUGUGGAGACAUUACGGUUCGUCUAGCAAAUGACCAGCAAGUUAAGGCUUGGAAAUACUUGUUAAUAAGCAGAAGUGAAUACUUCAAGCAGCUAUUUUCGAAUGCCUGGCUGGAUGCCAAAGACGUUGAUUUUAGGCAUGUUGAAAAAUCUACUUGGAAGUUAUUGAUGAAUUAUUUUCAGGGAUUAGCAAAUGAUGAAAUAUUUUAUGAGACUAUUAAAGGAUUAAUCGAGUCGAACAUAAAGAAGAUAAACUUGAAUAGUGUUUUGUUGAAGAGAAAACCAAAAGCAGUUCUCACAGAAAACCAGGACAGUUACAUAGAAAAUGAUGAUUUUGUGAACUUGGUAUUAGAUCUGAUGUAUUUAUCCAAUGAGUUGCUACUGCCGGACUUGAAAAAUUUAUGCGAAUUGGCAAUAAAAGAUUGCAUAACUUUGGAUAAUUAUGAUGUUCUACUAUUGCAUUCAUAUUAUUCUAAAUCAGAGCAACUAUUUUCCAACUGUUCCUGGUUUAUAUUCAGAAACCUACUUUCCAGCUACAAUGAUCCAAAGACAAAUUAUACUGCACUAGGUGAUGAAUGUUGCGAACUGCUUGAACAAAGACUUCAUGAAUUGAUUGAAAUUUAUUACACUGGUGGCCGACAAGGGCUAUUGGGUUCACGGGGAAUCAAAAAUUUUAAAGAUGACAUUGAGAGUUUUAACGGGCACUUUCUUCAUGAAUACCUGUGGGAUGUUUAUGGAGUUACCGAUGAUGACAUUUUCAAGCAUGAUGCUUUACAGCGAAACAAGAGCGGUACAGUCAAACAGGUUCGAUCCAGUUCGGUGUCCUCUAACAUAGGUGACUCUAGGAGACAUGAAACCGAUUCACCCGUUCAACCUCGUUUGGACUUGGGGAGUGCAAUUGAUACAAAAGAUGAAAAUGACGCAGGUUCUGGAUUUAUUGUUGUUGAAAAAGGACGUCGAAAGUCUUCGACCUCGAAACCAAAAACCAGUAGUCCAGUUCCAACAAGGAGAUCAAGUAAAGGUGGAUUUCGUCUCAGUGAGGACGUCAAAACCUUUUUGAGCAAGGAAAAUGAAACUGCUAUUGGAGAGGACAAACCUGUAAUUAAGGAAUGGACAUUCCGGAUCUCUAAUGAAGGCUCUUCAGGUGAUGUGCUAGUCGGAUCAUCACAUGAUAUCGAUGAAAUAUUACAACAACGAACUCACAAGAGGACCACUCUUAAAUCGACCAAAAUGACAAUACCAAAGCUUUCGCAGAAGGAGCGGAAACAGAAAGAACGAGAAGAAGCUGAAAAGCAACGGCUUGCUCUUGAAAAUGAUAGAAGCAAGGCAAAAGGUACAGCAGUCAAUAGCUCGCCAUGGAAUAUAAACAACGCAUGGGGGGUGAGUACUUCUAAAGUUGUGGGAACCCCGGUCGAUGAUAGUCUCGGUCCCAAAUCUAUAUCUAAGUUUACUGAGCUGAAUACAGCUGCGGUUAUAACACCUAAUAAAUUAACAGCAGUGCAUUUCCCGACAUUGGAAGAGUUGAGACACGCUAAGAAGACAACGGAGUUUAUUCCCUCUGCAGUAUUGGAAGAGUUGGACGAGCCGGUAGUUCCGAUAAAAACCCUUGAUGAAAUUAGACAAGAGGAGGAAUUUGCCAGAUGGUGGGAGGAAGAAAGCCGGCGAGUUCAAAGGGAAAUGGGCAUUUUAGUUGAGAACAAGGACACCAACAGAGGAAGCAGAGGAAGCAGAGGAAACAGAGGAAGUAAGGCACAUAGAGGAAGCAGAGGAAAUAGAGGAAGUAAAGGAAGCAGAGGAAAUAGAGGAAGUAAAGAAAGCAGCGGUUCUGCUAACAGCGGUCGAGACCGAGGUGGGGAUAAUAGUGGUAGAGGAAAUGAAAGCGGUGAAGGCAAAGGUGAUAAGAAAAAAGGACGUGGGGAGAAGAGUGUAACUAUAAAGUGA